CAAUUCGAAGCUGUUGGUCUCGAGGGUGUGACUAUCCCGCCAUACAUGUUCGAGUACACAAACUCUGAACUGGUGAAAGUGACCUUGUUUGGCGCUGAUAGACCGAAGUGUUCUGGUCUUAUUGUCACAAGCAAGCGUGCCGCACUGUUGUUAAGCGAUGGUAAGGGCAAGCUUCUGCCAAG
Sphaeroforma arctica JP610 is the source of this 182-nucleotide messenger RNA. RefSeq lists its product as hypothetical. NCBI's taxonomy places the organism in Eukaryota, Ichthyosporea, Ichthyophonida. The annotation marks the transcript as partial. The record is from RefSeq and is a predicted model, not a curated record. The transcript has a single exon.